AUGGCCGCACCACAAAGCACGUCGAUCAACGCGAUAACAGCAACUCCGGACAUGAAAUGGGUUUUUUCGGGGGGCACAGACGGCUAUGUUAGAAUGUAUAAUUGGGUGGAUACAGCGAACGGCAAAGUGCCACUCACGGUAGCGCAAAAGCAUCCGUUCGUAGACAGCGUGAUGAAGGCUGGGUCGCUGGUCACAUACUGGGAGAACGAAGAGGCUUCAACGCUGAAAACGCCGCCAUCACAGCCCGACGAGGGCAAGUGGACCAGCCCGGUGUAUUCUCUGGCCGUUCAACACCAAGCGACUUGGCUUCUCUCAGGCUUGGAGUCAGGAGGAAUCAAUUUGCAGACUUGCCGACACCACGCUGGCACUCGGAUAACGACGUUGAAAGGACACACCAGCGCUGUCUCUGUUUUGUCUCUUUCCUUGGACGAGACGAGUCUCCUGUCGGGUAGUUGGGACAAGAACAUCUUCGAUUGGGACCUCAACGCGGGCAAGGUGAAGCGCUCUUUCGGAGGCUCAGGAAGUCAGAUAUCUGCAAUGGAAAUCCGACCGAUGAGCGAUACACCCGUGCCAGAAGUUACCGAGACACAGCCGGAGCCCACCAGCGGCACGUUCUCCAGCAACAACGCGGACAAAUCGCUGUCGAACGGCGCUUUCGCAAGUGCUCCUGGCCGCCGACCUUCCCGUAUGGGUGAUGGCGAAGAAGAUGCAAUGGGCUCGCCAGACGGCAGUCUAUUUGGCGAUAAUGACCAUGGUUCGCUUUUUGGAGAAGACACCGCCGCUGGGGGUGGGGCCAAUGCGUUUGGCGAAGACGAUGACGAUCUCACGCGGGCCUUGCAGGAUGAGAUGUCAAACACAGAGCAAGACGCAGCCGGUGAGGCUGAUGCUGAGAUGUCGGGGCUGCGUAGUGGUGGCUCAGUACAGCCUCCUGAUGCUGCUCCUGUAGAGUCCGGUGAGGCUGCUUCCGGUGCAGUCGAUGGCCAGUCGAAUGGGACGGCUAGUGGUGAAAUCAGUGAGCCCAGUGCCAUCCUAACAAACGGUCUCCCGCACUCGGACGAGCCUCUGACGGCCCCGCCGACCAACGAGGAUCAGAGAUCGACAACCGCGGACCUCCCACCUCAGUCGGAGUCGACUUUUCUGGAUGCGGCAAUCGACGGAACGCUGCGAAUAUGGGAUCGCCGAAUGCCAACAGCUGUCGCAACGAUCCUACCUUAUGGUGGCACUCCGCCAUGGUGCACUGGAGCAUGUUGGAGCCCCGAUGGCAAUUUCUUCUAUGCGGGACGCAGAAUCAGCACAGUCGAGGAGUAUUCAAUACACCAUCUGGGUAGCAAGCGAUCCGAGCCCAAUCGUACUUUCAAGUUUCAGAACGGCAGUGGACCGGUCUAUGCGGUGAGAGCGAUGCCAAAUAAGAAGCAUCUCGUAUGGUAAGUCGCCCGAGGACAUUCACCACCGUUACUCCCGCAGCUAAACGAACUUGCAGUGCUUCGCACGACAUCCUGCGCAUAUACGAUCUCAAACAAGCCGAAACGAAGCACAAGACAGUCCCCUUCACCAUCGUUCCAGGCCACCGUGGAGGUGUCAUCUCUUCCGUCUACAUCGAUCCCUCUUGUCGAUUCAUGCUCUCAGCUGCUGGUAAUCGCGGAUGGGAGGGAAAUACCACAGAGGUAUUGCUAGGGUACGAAAUUGGCUUUCAGGAUGAAAAGGGCAUUUGGCAUAGAUGA
Messenger RNA from Lecanosticta acicola, 1721 nucleotides. The record is from the annotation of a GenBank genome assembly. NCBI's taxonomy places the organism in Eukaryota, Fungi, Ascomycota, Dothideomycetes, Mycosphaerellales, Mycosphaerellaceae.